UACUCAACCCAUAUACCGCUCUACGCCUGGCAGAAGGCCCUCCUCACUUUUGGUUCGUCCCUCGCCUCUCUACUCAAUCCUGCCCGCGGGGACAUGAUUGCCCUACUCUCUGAAGUAUCGGGUGAACGAUACUUGCCUCGCUUACGAGACGAGAUGCUCAAGGGAGACGAGGGAAGACGGUUGCUUUGGGAGAGGCCCAGUCUCAAUACGAAGACGGUGGAUAUGGGUGCUUUGCAGCGGAUGGAGAGGGGGACGACAGGGAGGGCGUAUGCGGAUUGGUUGGAGUGGUGUAGGGUGGGGCCGGAUACCAGGGCGAAGGUUCAAUACAUCAGCGAUCCCGAAUGCGCCUACGUGAUGCAGCGGUACAGAGAGUGUCACGACUUCUUCCACCUCGUCUGCUCAAUGCCCGUCUCUUCUCUCGGCGAGACGGUCGUCAAGAUAUUUGAGGCGGCACAUUUUGGCCUUCCCGUAGCUUACCUGAGCUCCAUUGCUGGCCCGCUUAGGCUCAGCAGCGAAGAACGCAAGCUCCUGGUCACGCAGCUCGGACCCUGGGCUGUGAGGAUGGGUAAAGCCACGAAGCUGCAAGCAGAGAGGAGGGGAAGGGGCAGCUUGCUCGGCGUUUACUGGGAGAAGAGAUGGGGCGAGGAUUGGGAGCAUUUCAGAAAAGUGGAGCUGGGCAUGUACGAGGAUCCGCCUGUC
Molecule: messenger RNA, 699 nt
Organism: Jaminaea rosea
Lineage: Eukaryota; Fungi; Basidiomycota; Exobasidiomycetes; Microstromatales
Product: ubiquinone biosynthesis protein COQ4, mitochondrial
Exons: 2
Biological process (GO): ubiquinone biosynthetic process
Cellular component (GO): mitochondrion; mitochondrial inner membrane
Source: RefSeq, a predicted model, not a curated record